Molecule: messenger RNA, 5442 nt
Organism: Bolinopsis microptera
Lineage: Eukaryota; Metazoa; Ctenophora; Tentaculata; Lobata; Bolinopsidae
Product: rotatin-like
Exons: 21
Coding region: 12-5363 (1783 amino acids)
Biological process (GO): centriole-centriole cohesion; ciliary basal body organization; centriole replication
Cellular component (GO): centrosome; centriole; ciliary basal body
Source: RefSeq, a predicted model, not a curated record
UGCAGAAAUUAAUGGAAGUGGACCUAAGGUUAAUUCAAAACAAGAUAUGUCACCCGGUAGAAGAGAUCAGAUGCCGUACAGUUAACAGCUUGCUUUAUAAAUUGGACCAGAAACUUGUCGAUCCUGCAUCAUUGGUGAAUGAAGAUCAACUUUUUAGAGCACUUUUAAAGUCACUUGACUUUGGUGGUACUUCAGUUCAUCAGGUUCUGCACAUUUUGGACGUCCUAUCAAAUGAAAAGCAGGGUACAGCAGCUCUUGGUAGUUUGGGUGGUAUAAGUUCACUCAACAGUUACAAGACCAGCACUAGCGAACCGAGUGACCUUGCUGAUAAGAUAAUUGAUAAAAUCUUGUCACACCCUGUUGAGGAGAUUGAAGAUAGAGGAAGUGAAACUUCUUCACCAAGAACAACCUUAACAACCAUAAGUUCUGUGCAAGACGAAUCCUGCAAUGAUACUACUGAAAAUGAUACUUGUGCCAGUACUCUUGAGGUUACUGGUAACCAUGAUGUGACCAAAGCUUCGUCUGAUAACAUUGUUUUUCCUGUUGUCAAACUCAAUGAAAACGACUCUCAUAUCCUUAAGAAUAUUGAAGACCGGUUGCUGGAUGACUCACUUUUUAUCCAAUCUUGUGAUUUCUUCAAAGAUGUCCUCCUCCACGACUACCCUACAGAGACAUUUCUUCAGAACACAGGAAUAGUGUUGAGCAUACUAAAACAGCUCCGGGACUCAAACACCCUGUGUCCCUCUCUGACUAAAGAACAACACGCUGUUGCUGCUCUUACACGAAUGUUUGAGUGUUUGGAGGUAAGGAUAUCUCUCUUAACCCAAUGUUGGAUCAGCAUUCCAAAGUGGAGCAAAUCAGAAACCGAACUGAACGCAGCACCUCAUCCCAUCGACAAGCCCGUCCUAUCUUUACCCAAGUUACUCUUUAUCUCGUUGAAGUGUGUUUUGCCAGUCUAUAAAAGAUGUGACGACGAACUGUCAGUUAAGCUUCUCACAGCUCUGUUGAUGAAAAUCUCUAAAUUUCUUAGCACCCUCAACACAGCACCCUUUACGUUCAAUGUCAACACGAGUCAACUACAGCACACUUUCGGUCUUCUUGGGGAGAGUGUCAGAUCAGUGUACAGGAAGUGGAGUAAAACCUCAGUUAUCUCGACCCUUUCUCCAACCCUCUUAGCUUCAUUGAUUUCCUUCGCUCUUUCAUUCUUCGACCAUUUCAUACCCGCAGAAAAAUACUCAGAUUUCUUGCCGACGACGCUGCUUGAUGUUUUUAGGGAUCUUUACUUAAACCAAACUUUCUGUUUGUGUCAUCAAGCGCCAUACCAACAGAUAGAGAAAAUAUUGGAAGUUACUAUGCCAGAGUUGGUGGAACAGAGAAACAGAGUAAACAUGAUGCUUGAAAUGAUAAGUGUAGCCACGGGAAGGACCCCUAUCGCAGCUCCACAACAAAUACAACAGCUAUAUGACGGUUUAGAGGGAUGUGUUCACUUCAAAGAUGACAAUCUCAUACAACAAGUGGUACAAUGUUUGUUGGACAACAUGGCAAUGGAACUGGAGACUUGCACUAACAGUCUGGUGUGGCUUAUGAGCAAUAAAACUGUUAAUAAAACUGUUUACACCUUUCUAAGCGAUUGCACUCGAAAAAGAUUUAUCUUCUUGCAUUCAGAUGUGUUGUGGGAACUAUCAGUACACGGCCUCACUUCCUCCCCCGACGUCCAAAUGCCCGCAACUCGCCUCCUUACCAACCUCCUCACCAUGGUCACAAACGAAGCUCCCACUACCCAGCACAAGUUCUACCGUGCACUCCAAAACUCUCUCAUCUUCGUCAUAUCAGUGCUAGUGCACGUGCCCGAGAUGCGCGAAACAGUGCACAGUUACUUGAGUGAUAACGCGCGGUUUAUGACUGAGGUGGAGACGGUUAAGAUCUGGGUUGCCAUGUUGUUCAGUAGAUGUGAACUGGUUCGGAAGUGGCCGGUGGUAAACCUUGCUAAGUGGGCCGCUUCUCAGGGUGUUGGAUUAAAGCUGAGUGAGUCAUGUCUGGUUGUAUCAGAGAGCAACAAAACUGUUUUGUCGGUAUCAAUGACUGCUGGAAAUUUGGACGUAGAUUCGAUUGAGAAACUAAAGCUAAUAUCAUUUAACACAACGCUAUCUGAAGAUCUGAGAGUUUCGGCUUUACAACAGCUUGCAGUGUUGCUAUCAGAUGCUUCAGUGCACGGCAGUUUCGCGACUUUACCUGCCACUCUUAUUGGGAUGCUGUGUGAAAUAAAUGUAAAGAAUGGGAUGGUGUUACCGAUAGUACGAUGUUUACGACACCUUGUUCACCACAACCCGGCUACACGUGAGACUCUAGCUGCUAAUACUGAACUCUACGCUUCCUUACUCAGGAUCAUAGGUUUACGCGAGGCAGUAGAGUCAGGCUAUGAGCCAGAGAGGGAGGUUACAGCGGAGGUUGGAACUAUUCUACUUUUGCUAGUCACUCACCAGUUCUCCUCUCCUCACUUCUGGAGUAACAGAAGCUACUACGAUCUAUACAACGUGAUCCUACCCGAGAGCGUGCCACUAUCUCUCCACCUUCCCACCCACCUCACCACCCUCUCCCCAGUACGACCCCUUCCACCUCCUGUGGUACCCACAGUCUGGUUACCCUGGUUACAGGCUCACUAUCACGUGUCCUGUAUAGGGGGUGUUAGCAGGUUUCUGGAGAGACAGUCUGAGAUUCCUGGGGUUGAGGGAGUGCGGAGUGUUCUCAAGGUAGCAUACAUUCCCGCCCAACUCCCGGACUCCUCCCACUCGUAUCUGGAGAUAGUAUCUGCCCUGUGUUCCCUGUCUGGGGAUGAUAUCUUGUCAGGGCUGGUACAGGAUGAGAUCAGGAAGAGAUGUCAUGAUACUCCUGACGUUCUCCCACUCCUCAAGUUUUACAAGUCCUCUCUACCCGCUAAUAUCACAGGAUACUUUUUAAGUAAACUGGAAGAGACGACGGAAGCAGCAGACUCAUUGCAGACGACACGACAGCUAGUGGAGCUGUACUGUGAACACAGACCUCUACAGGAGCAGUGUGCUGGGAGACUGUUUGGACCUCUACUCAGACUCUUUAAAUCAGUGCAAGACAAGAUGGCUCUUUCUCAAUUCAUUGCUAAAUGUCUGCCCAUUGCUUCACGCAGGUUAGAGGUGUCAUUGAAGGAACGAAAAGAUGUCAUGAAGACGCUGACAAAACAGAUAGACGCUCUAUCGCACGGUAGAGGCGACUGUGACUCGUAUAUGGGAGCUCACAUUCUCAGAUACUUGUUUUGCUGCCUGAUAAACGUGAAUACACCUGAAAGUACCAAUGUUAAGAUACGGUGGAUUAUUCCCUGGAUCACUGACAAAGACCCUGUGAUAAGAAGCGUGGCAUUCUCUCUAGAUUUCCAGAAACCAGACUCACCUCUCACAACUGAAUCUGGUGUAGUUCUCGCAAUAAGUGCUUUUAAUGAUAACUCUGAAGUGUACUCAGUUCGUCACCAAGCUCUCUCUUUCAUUCACCGUAUAAUAAGUGCUGUGUCAGCUAACUCUGACGAACAAACCAUGGCGCUGUGCGUGUUAGCACUCAAGCGCAUGGCACUUUACGACAGCUGCACUGCAUUUGUGAAGGAGCUUAACCAGCUAGUCCUGUACAAGUAUGAGGAAAUUGACAUCACGCAGUCACAAAUGAUAACGUCCUAUUUUGAAGAAUUCUCUGAGAAGGAGAAACCCUGGAAAUCUACCUACGUGGGUUUGUUUAGUAUCCUAGAUGGAGUUUUGCAAGUGAAUCUGACCUUGGGAAAGUGUGCAGUGGUGGCUGUAAAAAACAAUGCGGAACUUCUGGGACCACUGUAUCCGAUGUUCAACGUUGAUACGCUGAAAUGUAUCCUGAUGUUCGACGUCACCUCACUUGAAGUAUAUGUUUCUUGUUUUUGCAAGCUGCUGAUUCUAUCUGAUUCCACUCUAUGUGACAUUGAUUUUCUUCUCGAUGUAAUCCGGGUUUUGGAGUUGGACAUUGAGAUAGAACUUAUUAUUUACUUGAAGUCUCACUGCCUGCAUUUUAUAAAACAGCUGAUAAAUGAAGGAGCUUUGGAUGAUCACUGGAAUAAACUUCUUCCCUCCAUCGCUAAAUUCCUUGCAUACCAACCCCUGCAACAAGAAUGUCUACAAAUUCUCAGUUGUACGCUAACUCACAAAAACAAAGCUGAAUUUGCAUCUCUUCUACAGAAAAACCCAGAACUUUCAAACAGUCUUUGCGAGGUUAUAUUCGACAUUUUCUCGAAGUUUAAGAUAACCUCGCUCGAGCAGUACGACAUGCUCGUAUUCAGCGUCACUGGAAUGUUAUGUCAACAGGUGGAAUGUUGCAGGAACAAAGCAGUAACUCAUGGUAUAGUGGAGAUAUGUUACGAUUACAUGUUGUUGUUGAAACAGCACAUGGGUGCUCUGGCUGUGGCUUCGGGUAAAGAAAAUCGUGGAGGAAACACCAGGGUUACGAAAACAAAAGCCGGCAAGGUAGUCGACAUGGAGGACAAAAACCUGCUCAAAUCACUGAGUUGUGUGAUGUUCUGUCUUUCUUGCUGUAUUGACGGUAAUAUUACCGCAGCUAGACGAUUAGCUGAUCUAGAUGUAAUCGCUACACUUGAUCAAAUGUGGGUUCACUAUUGCAACAAUAUUGUUGUUCUGAACUAUGUGGUUAAACUUCUCAGUUUGAUGGCUAAGGCAAUGCCAGCUUCUGUGAAAGUCAUGAUAAACAACAAAAGCCUGCUGUCUCACAUUCUAGAUGCCGCCUUGAAGAGUGUCCGCUUCUCAAAGCAUCCCAUCACACCUCUGAAAGAUGUUCUCUUUGAUUUCCUCUGUGUUAUAUCUUCAAGUGGUGAUGCUGUUUGUCAGAUCUGGAAAUCUGGGUUCAUGUCGAAUUUUCCGAAGCUGGAAAAACAAAAAUCAGAGCCUGAAAAAGUGGGAUUGUGGUUGAAAUUGAUUACCCACGGCACGUACACAGCUUUCGGUCAAAAGAUGGUGCUCACCAUUCCUAACAUACUUGACAUUCUCCUGGAGUCACCACAUAAGUACAAUGUGUUGAUCCUCAUCAGAAAUCUUGUCUUCAACGUCAAAUCGCAUCCGAAACUUUUGACGCACAGCUCUUUGAUAGACUUUGUGUUGUCGUGCAUUUCAAUUGACAAGCCAAAACAAACUGUUCUAGCUCUUCAGGUGAUUUUAUAUUUCAUAAAGUUAUCCUCUAAAGCCAAAUCGAUAUUUCAAAAUAAAGGUGCUGGUCAAGUUUUGGGAAAGUUAGAGCUCCAGUUAAAGAAUAAUCCCAAUCAAGAUAUGUUGGCAGAUCUAGAGGAACUUUUGUUGGUUUAUAUGUAAAUUUGAUCAGUUACUCAGAGGGCACAGGUUGUAAUUUAUUGUAUAAAUGUUGAUGGAAUAUUUAAAUUUGAUAUUAUGA